Messenger RNA from Podospora pseudocomata, 1955 nucleotides. RefSeq lists its product as uncharacterized. The coding region runs from base 250 to 1758 and encodes 502 amino acids. The transcript has 2 exons. The record is from RefSeq and is a predicted model, not a curated record. NCBI's taxonomy places the organism in Eukaryota, Fungi, Ascomycota, Sordariomycetes, Sordariales, Podosporaceae.
GGCUUCCCAUGCCUAAUGAUGCCAGUGUUGGUACACUGACAGUCUAGAGAUGGCUGGCUGGUGGCUAUGCUGCAUUGGUAUGCACGCAUGCUGACUGGUGAUGUCUUGGCUCUCCUGGCAGUGCAGGUGGCCUUGAGCUCCAAGGCAGUAGUCUUGAAAAUAUUUAGACUGCCAUGAACCUCGCUUCAAAGAGACCAUCAAUCCCUUUGAGCUGACAUCCUGAGUCGAAAAACAACCUCCGGCAGCAAAAUGACCCAAAUCGCCGAACUCGCCCCAAUUCUCGAGGGCGUGUCCCUUCAACUCCCACCCAGCACACCACCCAACACUGAAUAUGACUUCCGCCAAAUCCUCACCACGACCCCAACCCACCGUGCCACAUCGACCCUUUUCCGUCGAUACACCCUCCUCCUCUCCUACCUCCUCGCCUCCUUCCCCAUCCCCUCCGAAAGCGAAGAUAACAUCCCCUCCCUCACCACCCUCUGCACCAAAUCCCACCCCCACCACACAGCCGAACUCGAACUCCAGGUCAUCCAAAUCGAAAAGCGCUUCGACCAGCUGUCCACCCUCAUCACAGCCUCCAUCUCCCUCAUCAAUGGCUCCACCACCACCACCCACGAAAUCACCUGGUCCCCUCCCCCCCCUUGCAACAGCUUCCCCGACGCAGUAAAAAACUCGCUCCGCGCCCAACCAGUGGAGGUGUUCAACGCCCAGGGUGAAAAACUGCGAGUCAUGAUCGAGUUCAUGAACGACCUUCAAGAGGGCGACUUCAAAGCGAGGUAUCUCAAGCUCUGGAAGGAGAUUGACAUUCUACAAGCCAUCAUCGAGGACUUACUCACUGUCGGUGAAGGGACGAUCGAAAUCGCAAGAGGGGAGGUUGGUUUCGCGCCUGAUGUUCUCUGCUGGGGGCUCACUGAUACUGAGCCAUCAUUGGGACGGUGUGCAGCAGAAGAAAAAGGGAGGAGGUUAAAAAGGGAGGUUGCCGCUGGGAUGAGCGAGGGGAGGAGGAAUGAUGAUAUUGUGCGGGUUCACACUUUGUUUCCCGACAAGAAUGGGGAGAGGAGAUACCAUCGCUUCACGGGGUGGUUGGUUGAUCAAAAGACUGUCAUGACGGUAGGAGCGGCGGUGUAUAACCACAAGGAAGGUUUUGCUCAGGCGGUGGAGAUUGAUGUACCCGGCUGGGGGAGGUACAGGGGCACGCACUGCGGUGUUCACUGGGCUUUCUUCAUGGUGGGGGACAAGUCGUUCGAUAUGGGGGUUAUCAGGCUUGAUCGUGAGGUGGACGGCGAGGGACCUCUCAAGCAUAGGAACCCGCCUUAUCGAGGGGAGAAGAUUACUGUUACUGUGCGGGGGCUUCUUCCUGACCGGUCGGGUCACGAGAAUGACGAAGUCCGGGAGGGGACUACACAGGUUGUUUGUGACAUGGAGGAGAACCAGCGGUUGAUGGAUCACAACGUGGCGGUUGCUCCAUGUAGCAGCGGAAGUCCAGUGAUGGAUCAGGGAGGACAUGUCAUCGGCAUGCACCAAGGCACUGGUUACAACCUAGACGACCAGCUCGUCAACAAAGCCUUGACGUUUGACCCGUCUUCCAAUCGACCCGGGGCGUUCAAGGUUGCGAUGGAUUUUCUGCAGGAUCCCUUGAGCUGUAUGGACAAGGUUGCCAACCUGAGAGUGAAGCCGAUGAGGACGGAGCAGAUGCGGAACGGGCUCUGCCGUAUCCAGUUUCGGGGGUGGACAAAGUGGUACAAGGGAGAUAUCUGAUGGUGGUGAUGAACGGUGGCGACUUCGGGCCACACCAUCCUCUGCACUGGUAGGGGGGUUGCAGGAUGAAACGGGUGAUGGCAGUUCGGCUCAGUCAGUGCGGGAAUCGGAGGAUGUGACGACGGCUUGAUGUUGAGAGAGUUGAGAUAUCAGUAGAUUCCAAUGCUCAUGGGAAUCAUCAAUACAAUACAGUUCUC